GACGCAGCUUGAGAAAGGAUGUUUAACGUCCCCUAACUGAUAUUCUAUUAAGAACGCGAGCACUUGGCUUUUAAUUUCACUACUAAUAUCGAGCUUCGGCGGAAGAUGACCACUCGCAUCACUUUGCAUGCAACUGGAAUGCUAAGUGUGUAUCUUUUCUAGUGAUAUUAUGCUCGUUACUCUUGUGCUCGUGCAUCGCAUUUUAUUUUUUGAACAUCCACAGCCACAUACAAACAUGUACUCAAGUGUUUAUUCACUUUGUGUACUCGUGUAGACCACGCGCCUCGGCAGGACGUGGUCGCUACGUAUGAGGACACCCCUAAUCCACCCAAAAGCCGUGCAAGGAAACAAAUCGGAAAAAGAGUGAACGAGAAGGAACGAAUGUCGUGAUGUCAGGAUAUGGUCGGGGCGCGCACAUGAUCUUAAUUUCGUUAUAUUCGCAGGAAUAUCAUUUUAAGUUUGAUCGGCCGCGAAUACGUACGUGAAUUAAAGGAAAUCGAGUUUUUGUCCGUAAUCACAUCUUGAGCAUCAGUAACAAAAGGCAAACUUUACAUAAGGAUUUCGGGUCCUUUUAGUGGUGAAAGUGUCGACGACAGAAGGGUGAAGUGCGUGCCGCGGUGGCUAUGUCCUUGACGGGUUCGUGUCCUUGUUCUCGAUUUAAUUAUCGCUUAAUCAAGACCAUAAAAACCCAUUGAAUUCCUUUAAACGAAUCCUCAAGGAGUUGAUUCCACUUUGUGACUUGUUGAUAAUUGAUCAUUGGAAGAUUAUUAAUCUGUGCAAUUGUGGAUAACGAAAGUGAUUGGAGGAUAUAGUGAAGUCGCGCUGUAACGGGGACUAAUUAUUGCGCAACAACAGCAUCAAAUUGGAUUUCAAACACAGUUGUGCCGGCGGCACUGGCAACGGUGGCGGCGGAAACAACGGGCCCUUGGGCGGUAGUACUACGGCAGGGGCCGGCGGAAACGCUGGACAUCCAUCGAACCCGAUUGGUGCUGGGGCAGGUGUGCAAAGCGGCCUGAGUCCUUCUGGUACCGAUUCGCAGCAAUUUAAUAUCUUCCCAGCGAUAUUUAGCAGGCAGCUGAAUUUCACUACAGGGUCUUGCGGUCAAGGAAAACUAAUGGAUGAACUACGACCAAAUCUGGUUGGUGGUCUGCUUGGGCUCCAACAAGGGCUCCUCGAGGACCAUGCUCUAUCUCAUGGGAACCUACAGCAUGGCGGCCAGGAUACAAAGUUCAUGUCAUUCCAGGACAAUCGAUUAAUGGGCAUAGCAUCACACGAGAAUCGACUACUCGGAUUAACGCAAGACGCUCGCUCAUCAGUGGGCGAUAAAUCCUCGAAUAAUCAAAGAAAAUGUAGCAGCACACCGGAAGACUUCAGUGCAUUAUAUUCAGGACUGCCGACACCUGGAAUCGGUGAUUCGUCGUCGCAUCAUCACACCCCAGCCCAUACGCCGCCAACAAGGCUCUCGGACCAUUCCUUAUCCGCAGAAGGUGCUUUUAAGAAACUUAAACCUGAACCAAAUAGUGGACUUUCAUCCGUUUCCGGCGUUACAUCACCAGGAAGUGGGGUUUCAUCAUUAGGUCAACAUACAGGACAUACGCCAUCAACGGCGCAAUGUCCAACGCCUGCAAGGCGAAGGCAUCGGACAACGUUUACACAGGAGCAGCUGGCCGAACUGGAAGCAGCGUUUGCAAAGUCACAUUAUCCCGAUAUCUACUGUAGAGAAGAAUUAGCACGUACAACGAAAUUGAAUGAGGCACGGAUACAAGUGUGGUUUCAAAAUCGUCGUGCAAAAUAUAGGAAACAAGAAAAACAAUUACAAAAAGCUUUAGCGCCAUCAGUCAUACCGUCGUGCAAUGGGAUGAUGCGAAACAUUCAGGGUUAUAGUGUAUCGCGGGGUUAUCAACCAUAUCCACAUCCAAAUUCCAUAAAUAGAUAUCCACAAACUUCCUUGCAGGAUUUAUUUCAAAUGGGAGCAACAUCGUAUCCGGGCAUGACACAACCAUUUUCCAUGACUCACGGUACAAACAUGAGCACAGUCGGUGUUCGUCAAGAUGCAAUGGGGAUGUCACCGGAAGACGAAUGGUAUAAUAAAAGCUUGUCGGCGCUACGUAUGAACAGUUCACAUCAUCCCAAUUUAUCGGCUCCUAUGUUACAAUACCAAACAUAAUCGAGGCCCAAAGAUUCGUCGUUGUAUUCGUGUUCGACACAACAAUUUGGUAAAUACAAAUGGAAUGCGGGCAGGGAGUGACUCAUUACACAACGGUGGGCUUCAUAAUCAACAAUUAAUAUAAUUUAUUUAAUCGUGAAUCGGCUUUUCCCGCGACACUUUCCAUAUUUAUUGAUACACACUUCUUCCUGCCCUUCAAACCACGUUGGCGGGAGAGAACUCAUGAAACUCAUUGAAAACAGAUUUAAGAGCAAUGUAAAAUGGUAAAAAUUAAAAAUAAAAAUAACCAAUUAGUGCAAAUAAACAAAGAACAGUCACUUAUAUUUAUUUAUUAAUUUAUUUAUAGCAUAAGACAAUUUAAGGUUUUGUUUAUUAUCCUAAUAACGAUUUUUAUUAACAUAAUUGUAGUAUAGGUAACCAAAUAAUAAAAAAACUAAAAUGACUUAUGUUCAUUACGCAUAGUCUUAAGUAACAAUAUUUGUUUUACUUGUUUUUAUGAGUGGCUAUGCCACCCAAUCCAUAACAAUUUAGCAAGCGAACGAUAUUCAUUGUGUAGUUAGUCAACCCACAAAUGACGCUACUUUUGUUGUGUUUGUCAAAUAACUCCAUUGUUUAAAAUACAUUUCUUUGCCUCCAAUCUCUAACCCCAUCAGUCAUGAUGCCCUCUAUAGAGAACAGAAUCUUUAUAGACGUACUUGAUUUGCCAAACAAUACGAAAAUGUUUCAAAAAGGCGUCGCUUCUAAACAUCCCGUAUCUAUAUCGGCUCAUUGGAGAUCUCUCAAUCUGUGUAGACUUUCAACAUGAGACGAUUUUAGUGAAUAGUUGAAAGCUAAAAUCAGCCUAGCUUUGCUAGUAUAUAUAUUUUGUAAUCACAAAUCUUUACAAAGUUCGGUCCGUUCCGGUUAUAACAAGUUUCAACAAA
Messenger RNA from Hermetia illucens (black soldier fly), 3090 nucleotides. Its product is annotated as retinal homeobox protein Rx1. The record is from RefSeq and is a predicted model, not a curated record. Gene Ontology annotation, molecular function: RNA polymerase II transcription regulatory region sequence-specific DNA binding; DNA-binding transcription factor activity, RNA polymerase II-specific. Gene Ontology annotation, biological process: regulation of transcription by RNA polymerase II. The transcript has 6 exons. Bases 1115 to 2167 code for a protein of 350 amino acids. Lineage: Eukaryota; Metazoa; Arthropoda; Insecta; Diptera; Stratiomyidae.